Zygotorulaspora mrakii is the source of this 789-nucleotide messenger RNA. RefSeq lists its product as uncharacterized. The transcript has 2 exons. The coding region runs from base 1 to 789 and encodes 262 amino acids. The record is from RefSeq and is a predicted model, not a curated record. Lineage: Eukaryota; Fungi; Ascomycota; Saccharomycetes; Saccharomycetales; Saccharomycetaceae.
AUGAUGUACUCUUCGCUUUUACAAUUCAGUUCAGGGUUGAUUGACGUAGUCGCGAUUUCUUAUCAAAGGAGAUAUAACAAACUUCAUCGAUCGAUAUAUGGUCUGUCCUAUGACUUAUAUGUUUUGGAACUCGCGGGUUCAUCGCUUUCUGUUUACAGUACCUUGAACUAUCUGUGGUCUCCACUCGUGAGAGUUCAGUUAUCGAGACGUUAUCCCCUUUUCUAUCCUUUAGAUGGUCAGGGCAUACCGCUGUCUGUUCUUUUGCUGAUUAAAGAUGUACUCAUAGGAGUGAGUUGUUUGGCAGUACUUCGACAAUUAGUCAUCUAUAGGUAUACCAAGCACAUUCAUCAAAGUAUUUCAAAAUUAUGUAUAGUUGUCCUCUUGGCGGCAUCCACUUUCGGGAUUUUGACAUACGCAUUUUCAUCUGCUCACCUACCAAAUAAUAAUUCUGGUUUGUUUGGUGUCUUCUUUAUUGAGCAUGUCAAUUAUACCAGUGUAAUAGGACAUAUAUUGAGUGCAUUGAGGUUUCUACCACAAUUGUCACUUAAUUGGUUCGGGUCGUCUACGAGUGGGUUAUCUUCAAAAUUCGUGCUUGUCAGCUUCGUGAAUAAAGUUCUAUACUUACUAAUAAGGAAUUUCGUACCGCAUAGUGCCGAAUUUUAUCGCAUUCCAUUUAACACAACACCGUUUUCAGUGCUGUUGUUAGAGUUGUUUUCAAUCGUUGGUAUACUCUAUCAGGCACAAUUAUUGUACUUGAAUAAUAAACCGCAUCUGCCAAAAGGUAAAUGA